AUGGUAUUUGUACAGAAACCUUUUGAUGAUCUUACUGUUAACUCCUCUCAGAAGAAAAGAGUCGCGUACUUUUAUGACGCUGAUGUAGGGAACUACGCUUAUGGAGCAGGUCAUCCUAUGAAGCCCCAUAGAAUAAGAAUGACACACUCAUUAAUAAUGAAUUAUGGCUUGUAUAAGAAAAUGGAAAUAUACAGGGCAAAGCCUGCUACAAAGCAAGAGAUGUGUCAGUUUCAUACAGAUGAGUACAUUGAUUUUCUAUCUCGUGUAACUCCAGAUAACCUAGACAUGUUUCAAAAAGAAAGUGUAAAAUUUAACGUUGGUGAUGAUUGUCCCGUAUUUGAUGGUUUAUAUGAGUAUUGUAGCAUAUCUGGUGGUGGUUCUAUGGAAGGUGCAGCUCGUUUAAACCGCGGCAAAUGCGACGUUGCUAUUAACUAUGCAGGCGGUCUACAUCAUGCUAAAAAAUCUGAAGCUUCUGGUUUUUGUUACUUGAACGACAUUGUCUUAGGUAUCAUUGAAUUGUUGAGAUAUCAUCCAAGAGUUCUUUACAUAGAUAUCGAUGUACAUCAUGGUGAUGGUGUUGAGGAGGCUUUUUAUACUACUGAUCGUGUUAUGACAUGCUCUUUCCACAAAUACGGUGAAUUUUUCCCCGGUACUGGUGAACUGAGGGAUACCGGUGUUGGAAAAGGUAAGUAUUAUUCCGUGAAUGUGCCAUUGAGGGAUGGUAUUGAUGACGCAACCUAUAAAUCUGUUUUUGAACCUGUCAUUGGAAAAAUUAUGGAAUGGUAUCAACCAUCUGCAGUAGUUUUGCAGUGUGGAGGAGAUUCUCUUUCUGGUGAUCGUUUAGGUUGCUUCAAUUUAUCCAUGAGAGGGCAUGCGAACUGUGUGAACUAUGUCAAAUCCUUUGGCAUUCCAAUGAUGGUUGUCGGUGGAGGUGGUUAUACGAUGAGAAACGUUGCCCGUACUUGGGCUUUUGAAACAGGUUUACUAAACAAUAUCGUCUUAGAUGAAGAGCUACCAUACAAUGAUUAUUACGAGUACUAUGGGCCAGAUUAUAAAUUGGACGUUAGGCCUUCUAAUAUGUUCAAUGUAAAUAGUCCAGAAUAUUUGGAUAAAGUCCUAAUGGCUAUAAUAAACAAUCUAGAACACACAAAAUAUGCUCCUAGUGUUCAAUUAAAUCAUGUGCCUAGAGAUCCUGAAGAUCUAGGUGAUGUCGAAGAAGAUACGCAUGAAGCUAAGGACACUCUUGGUGGUUCACAAUUCGCCAGAGAUCAAAUUGUAGAAAAAGAAAAUGAAUUCUAUUGA
Molecule: messenger RNA, 1302 nt
Organism: Eremothecium cymbalariae DBVPG#7215
Lineage: Eukaryota; Fungi; Ascomycota; Saccharomycetes; Saccharomycetales; Saccharomycetaceae
Gene: RPD3
Product: histone deacetylase RPD3
Exons: 1
Coding region: 1-1302 (433 amino acids)
Molecular function (GO): histone deacetylase activity
Source: RefSeq, a predicted model, not a curated record